Gossypium raimondii (Peruvian cotton) is the source of this 501-nucleotide messenger RNA. RefSeq lists its product as uncharacterized. The transcript is spliced from 4 exons. Lineage: Eukaryota; Viridiplantae; Streptophyta; Magnoliopsida; Malvales; Malvaceae. The record is from RefSeq and is a predicted model, not a curated record. The coding region runs from base 1 to 501 and encodes 166 amino acids.
AUGCCCAAUUCCGUUAAAUUUUUAGAGGAGCUUUUGACAAACAAAUGGAAGUUAGAUGAUUCAUCGCAUGUGGAGUUAAAUGCAGUUUGCUCAGCCAUAAUGCAAAAUAAACUACCCUACAAAUUGAAAGAUCCAGAAACCCUUCAGAAAAACAUCAAUGAACUAAACGAAUGGCGGACACAUGUCAAGGAGAAACUGAGAAUACACAAUGCAGAACCAAAACGUCGCUAUGAUGAGCAUAUGGAUGGAACGAACCAAUUUAAGGUUGGGGACAAGGUACUAUUAGAUAAAAUAGAUCCUCGAAUUGCCACUUCGGAGCUUGAUACAAACGGAUCAAAUCCCUUUACAGUACUAAAUGUCUUCCCAUAUGGUAAAGUCGAGAUUCAUCAUGGUGAACACUCGCAACAAGUCCAAGGUCGUCGUCUCCGCUUCGAAAAAGUGGAAGACACCUGGCGCGACCUCCUCCUCGAGCACCACCAGGCCCGCCACCCUUAUCUCUGA